Messenger RNA from Pichia kudriavzevii, 2424 nucleotides. RefSeq lists its product as uncharacterized. Gene Ontology annotation, molecular function: GTPase activator activity. Lineage: Eukaryota; Fungi; Ascomycota; Pichiomycetes; Pichiales; Pichiaceae. The record is from RefSeq and is a predicted model, not a curated record. The transcript has a single exon. Gene Ontology annotation, cellular component: cell cortex. The coding region runs from base 1 to 2424 and encodes 807 amino acids. Gene Ontology annotation, biological process: regulation of fungal-type cell wall organization; activation of GTPase activity; signal transduction.
AUGUCGCCAAAUAGUGACAUUCCCUCAUCUUCCCCCAUGCGAGCAAGCCUAUCCUCUUGGAUUCACCGACUCAAGAGCCCCUCCCCGGGAAAUUUCUCGGAAGAACAUGUAGAAACGGAUCAACACCAGCAAGUACAGCAACACCCUCCGGAAAUACAGGCACCCAUUGAACAGACACGUGCACAGUCGCCGCUACUUUCCUCCUCACAGCCACUGUCUAUUCCAUUACAGAGGAAAGACCUUCAAUCACACCCACAUCAUACCCCACUUUCCUCUUCGCCAAGCCCUUCGAGACCAUUUCUUGGCUUCAAGUCAAUGUCUUCUCAUUCCUUUCGCCCUCUCUCGCAGUUGCUGGACUCAAACUCAACAUACUCAACAAAUGGCACUAAUGACCAGCCUCUUUUAUCUUCCUCGCCGUCAAAUGAUGCCUUGAGAUCCCAUCGGGAUUCUUUCCUAUUACAACGACAGGCUGAUUCCUUUGGUGAAUCUUUGAUUUUCGGUACUGAUAUAGAAACAUCAACACAGACGGCCUAUGGUACAAUCUACAUAUCGGCAGAAGAGCCAGAAUCAGAAGAAGUUGACGUUAAUAAUGAUAAUAAUAACGGUAACAAUAAUAAUGGUAACAAUAAAAAUGACAAUAAUGAUAAUAAUGUUGAUGAUGAUAACAAAAAGGAUGGCAAUAAUGAUAAAAAUAAUGAUAAAAACGAUAAAGGCACCCUCCCAUCUAGAAACUUGUCUUAUGGCCGUGUGCCGUUAGUCAUUGUGUCAUGUGGUUCUUACCUUAAAAAUAAUGCUUUGGAAGUAGAGGGGAUUUUCAGACUAGGCGGAUCAAAUAAAAGAAUCCGACAAUUGCAGCAGAUCUUCUCUAAACCUCCAGAUUAUGGUGCAAAGCUUGAUUGGAGUGGGUACUCCGUCCAUGACGCCGCAUCUCUGCUUCGCCGAUACUUAAGCUCUUUAUCUGAACCAUUGAUACCCUUCCACUUGUAUGAUGACUUUAGAAACCCACUGGUUGAGAAGGUCGAAUUAUUACAGUACUUCAAAGAUAAAGAAAAGGAUGUGAAAAGGAAUAAGUCAGAAAGGAAAACCAUCUCAUCCCAAAGGAAACAACUGUUGAAAGAAUACUCCUUGUUAUUCCAGAGACUACCACCGAUUCAAAAGCGUGUUUUAUUUUAUUUGUUGGAUAUGUUGGCCAUGUUCAACUUAAAUUCAGAAAAGAAUAGGAUGCCGGCAAAAAAUUUGGCAGCCAUUUUUCAACCUUCCAUAUUGUUUCAUCCAGAUCAUGAUUUAAGUCCCGAAGAAUAUCAAAUCAACUCGUUGGUUAUUGAGUCAAUGAUCACGUAUUCUCAUAAGAUUUUGAUUAAUGUGCAGAAUGAACAGAUACAAAGAAACAAAUACCUGUCUGAAAUUCGUAGAAAGAAUGCGAUUGAUACAUCCAAUAAGCUCCAAUCUUUGCCUCCAAAUAUUGAGAUUUUAGAUGACCGUGGAAGUUUUGAUGAAAUAGAGGAAAAUAGCAGUAGCACUGUUGAUGAAAAUACAUAUAUACAUAACAAGCCCAACCGCAACCGUGUGAAUAAUUCCCCAUCCAAGAGCUCACCUCUGAAACACAUGAUUACUUCAUUGGAUAAAAAAAAUGAUCUUUUGUUUUUGGACGAAUUGGAACCUCCACCUUCGCCGUUCUUAGCACCAAAGAAACCUACAGGCAGACUGAAAAGCAAGUCUUUAUCAAUUCACCCGCAGAGUGAAGUUGUUAGAGUAGUGAAAACCUCAGAAAGUAUAGAGGAUAUACUAAGUAGAGUCACCUCGAAUCAAAGUGGUCUUUCCUCUAGCCCUUCUUCGAGAAUGAGUACAUAUACUGCCCCAGAGAAUAUCGAUAAUUUGGUAUCGUCUGCGGAUGAAAAGUUGGCAGAAGUGCUAGGUAUUCCUCUACAACCACUAACAGAAUCGCCGUCCAAAAACAACUCCGAAUCUCCAUCACUUCCUAUGACAGCUUCAACAAUACUUGAUUUUCCACCAGUAACCCCCACUGAGGAUGCCUUCAAAAUCGAAACGGAUGGCAGACCUCAAGUGAUUAUGGCUACAUCUACAGGAGCUACGUCAUCGACUACGGAUUCAUCAUUUCAACCUUCCUUUCCAGAUGAUAGUAAAACAUCCCUACAUUCAGAAAAUAAGCUGAUACAUAUAUCAACUGCGUCGUCUUCAUCGGGGAGUGUUGGUGAGAUACCGAAGCCUCAAAUUAUAAGAAGAGCUAGCCCACGGAAUCAUCCUCGUGGUUCAAGAAAUUCGAGUUUGUUUUCAUCCUUUACUUCUCCAAAACUGAGUCUCUCACGUAGUAAGAAUGAAGGAUCUGUGUCGUCGAGUGAUGAGUCACCAACAAAGGAGAAGCGUUGGUAUAAUAAAUUGAAAACACGUUCUGCUAAACGUUAA